AUGGUUCUUGCCAGCUCUACCACCUGCAUCCACUCCAUGCUGCCCCUGCUCCUGAUGCUCUUCCACCAGGGACUCCAAGCUUCAAUCAGUGGCCAGGACACCCGCCAUUUAACCAGACCAUUGAAUUGCAGCUCUAUUGCCAAGGAGAUUAUGGGGAAGCUCCCAGUGACCUCAUGAUUCUUUCUCUCUAUGUCCCCACAGGGAUCUGAACUCAAUAACACUGAUCAAAGAGCCAAGCUGAAGGACAAGACCUUGCGGAGAGUAAACCUUUACAAAUUCCUGGAAAGCCAAGAGAAAUUGGAUCCUAACGAUAAAUUCGGCAUCAAGUCCAAUCUUCAGAAACUUAAGUGUUGCCUGCCUGCAUCUGUGAAUGACUCUAAGCUGCCAGGGGUCUUGUUUCAAGAUCUGAAUGACUUUCAGAAGAAAUUGAGAUUCUACGUGGUCCAUCUUAAAAAUCUGCAGACAGUGCUAACCUCUAGACCACCUCAGCCCGCAUCUGGCUCCGUCUCUCUUAAUCCUGGAGUCGUGGAAUGUUAA
This is a messenger RNA of Mus pahari (shrew mouse), 537 nucleotides long. RefSeq names its product interleukin-3-like. NCBI's taxonomy places the organism in Eukaryota, Metazoa, Chordata, Mammalia, Rodentia, Muridae. Gene Ontology annotation, biological process: immune response. The transcript is spliced from 5 exons. The record is from RefSeq and is a predicted model, not a curated record. Gene Ontology annotation, molecular function: growth factor activity; interleukin-3 receptor binding. Gene Ontology annotation, cellular component: extracellular region.